AGGCAAAGAAACACAAGAAAUUCAAAGUUUUGAGUUUUUUUGGUUUUGUUGGGGUUUUAACUUCACUUUUAUAAUGCUUCUUCUUUGACACUUGUACGGUGUGUGUACAUCUCGUUUUCGUUCUUUAGGAAGCACGCAAGUGACGAGAUUUUAAUUAACAAACCCAAAACUAUUGUCUUUUACUCUCUUUGGGGCAAAAAGUUUAGUUUUUUUCUAAGCUUGAGCUCAUCGUAAUCAAUGGAGGUCAACAAUGAAACAAUGCAAAAGUCAAAGUUUGGAAGAAUCUGUGUGUUCUGUGGAAGCAGCCAAGGCAAGAAGAGUAGCUACCAAGAUGCUGCUGUGGAUCUUGGCAACGAAUUGGUUUCAAGGAACAUUGAUCUAGUCUAUGGAGGUGGAAGCAUCGGUUUGAUGGGUUUGGUUUCACAAGCUGUUCAUGAUGGUGGUCGCCAUGUUAUUGGAGUUAUUCCCAAGACACUCAUGCCUAGAGAGUUGACCGGUGAAACAGUAGGAGAAGUAAGAGCUGUUGCAGAUAUGCAUCAAAGAAAAGCAGAGAUGGCUAGACACUCUGAUGCUUUUAUUGCCUUACCAGGUGGAUAUGGAACACUUGAAGAAUUGUUGGAGGUCAUAACAUGGGCCCAGCUUGGGAUACAUGACAAACCGGUGGGUUUGCUCAAUGUUGAUGGAUAUUACAACUCUUUGCUCUCUUUCAUUGAUAAAGCUGUUGAAGAAGGAUUCAUCAGUCCAAACGCGCGCCAGAUAAUAAUUUCUGCACCAACCGCUAAGGAGCUUGUGAAGAAGCUUGAGGAAUAUUCUCCUUGCCAUGAAAGUGUUGCUUCUAAGCUUUGCUGGGAGAUCGAGCGAAUUGGCUACUCUUCUGAAGACUGAUAUUAAUCAGGAUAUUCCAAGAUGGAUCUUACUUAAGGAACGAAACAGAUUUUUAAGAUCUUAACUUUUGAUUAGGAGGGUAAACUAAAAAUUUCCAAUGAGGGAGGAAAUUCUUUUGUGUAAAUUA
Molecule: messenger RNA, 1012 nt
Organism: Eutrema salsugineum
Lineage: Eukaryota; Viridiplantae; Streptophyta; Magnoliopsida; Brassicales; Brassicaceae
Product: cytokinin riboside 5'-monophosphate phosphoribohydrolase LOG4
Exons: 7
Coding region: 238-885 (215 amino acids)
Biological process (GO): cytokinin biosynthetic process
Cellular component (GO): cytosol; nucleus
Molecular function (GO): hydrolase activity, hydrolyzing N-glycosyl compounds
Source: RefSeq, a predicted model, not a curated record